UCGCCCAUUGCGCGUCGUCAGGCGGCAACUUUUCUGCCCGAUCUUCCCACUACUACAUAAACCGCCCUCCUGCCGCUGACCCUCUUCCAACAACCUCCGCUCCACCCACCCCUCCCNCUCGCCCGCCAUGAACGUCCUCAAGCUGCAGAAGAAAUAUCCUCAGUUUCCGCAGGCGGAAAUCUAUGGCCUAUCCGACGCUUUCCGCAAGCUCGAUGUCGAUGACAAAGGCUACGUCGACGAGGGAACCGCCAUCAAGUCAGCCCAGAACAGCGAGCGACAGCCCUACGAUGUGGUCCGACAGGCCCUGAAGGAGGUAGAGCUCGACAGCUCAAGACGAGUGGAGCUGGAUGACUAUGUCGACCUGAUCGCUCGCCUGCGACAAAGCAGUCCCGCUCAGCAGCGAACGCGCGGCUUUAGUAACGCUGCUCAGAAGACUGGUGACGGGGCUGCUGCGCCUUCGCCCUCACAUGCCAGCAAAGGCAGCAUCGGAGGUGGAGCGCAGGCGCGAGCUGGCAGAAUCACCGUUGGAGGCUCGACUGCAAGUUCGCAGCACACGAUCAACGAGGAUGAGCGAACCGCCUUCACCUCCCACAUCAACGCCGUUCUGGCCGGCGACCCCGACAUCGGGCACCUGCUGCCAUUCCCGCUCGACACGUUCGAAAUGUUUGACUCAUGCAAAGAUGGUCUCGUGCUUGCCAAGCUCAUCAACGACAGCGUGCCGGACACGAUCGACGAGCGCGUGCUGAACCGCCCCGGCAAAAAGAUCAAGAGCUUGAACAACUUCCACUUUACCGAAAACAACAACAUUGUCAUCGAGUCGGCGAAGGGUAUCGGGUGUUCUGUGGUGAACAUUGGCGCAGGCGACAUAAUCGAAGUGCGAGAGCACCUCAUUCUCGGUCUGAUCUGGCAGGUCAUUCGACGUGGUUUGCUCGGGAAGAUUGACAUCAAGCUGCACCCAGAGCUGUACCGGCUGCUUGAAGAUGGCGAGACAUUGGAGCAGUUCUUGCGAUUGCCCCCGGAGCAGAUUCUUCUGCGAUGGUUCAACUACCACUUGAAGAAUGCGGGCUGGCACCGAAGGGUUCAAAACUUCUCCAACGAUGUCAAGGACAGCGAAAACUACACUGUGCUUCUCAACCAGUUGGCGCCACAAACUUGCUCUAAAGCACCUCUUCAAACGUCCAGUUUGGAACAGCGAGCCGAGCAAGUGCUGCAAAACGCCGAUGCUCUCGAUCCACCUUGCCGAAAGUUCUUGACACCGAAAUCAUUAUGCGCUGGAAACCCGAAGCUCAAUCUUGCCUUUGUUGCCAACUUGUUCAACAACCACCCAGGCCUUGACCCUAUCACGGAAGAGGAGAAGGCCGAAAUUGAGGACUUUGAUGCCGAAGGCGAGCGUGAAGCACGUGUGUUCACAUUGUGGCUCAAUUCCCUCGACGUCAAGCCAAGCGUUGUAUCAUUCUUUGAGGAUCUCAAGGAUGGUAUCGUUCUACUGCAAGCCUUCGACAAAGUCAUUCCUGGUAGCGUCAACUGGCGACACACCAACAAGCCACCUGCCAAUGCCGUUGCUCCUGUGAGCCAGGACGAGGACGAGGCGUACCUCACGAUCAAAUCCGGCAUGUCGAGAUUCAAAGCUGUCGAGAACACAAAUUACGCAGUCGAGAUCGGAAAGCAGAACAAGUUCUCUCUUGUCGGUAUCCAAGGUGCCGAUAUCACCGAUGGGCAAAAGACGCUUACACUUGGUCUCGUAUGGCAACUGAUGCGUCGCGACAUCACCAACACUCUACAAGGCCUCGCUCAACGCCUCGGAAAGCGAGAGAUCACCGAUUCUGACAUGGUGAAGUGGGCCAAUGACACCGUGAAGAAGGGCGGUCGCAGCUCAGCCAUUCGCUCCUUCAAGGACCCACAGCUUGCCUCGGGCGUGUUCUUGCUCGAUGUGCUCAAUGGAAUCAAGAGCGAAUACGUUGACUACGACCUUGUCUUUUCUGGGCGGACGAACGAAGAAGCAUACGCCAACGCCAAAUUGUCCAUUUCGAUUGCACGAAAGCUUGGAGCGACAAUAUAUCUUGUGCCCGAGGAUAUCACGAGUUUGCGUUCACGCUUGAUCAUGACUUUCAUUGGUAGCUUGAUGGCCACGGCAGAGCGAUGAAGGGGAAUCAAAAGUUUUUCGAAAAGCGAGAUGGUAUGAAGAAGUUGAUGAGCAUGAUGAUCGGAAACAAGAUGCAGCGUUUAGUCUGUGUCACAUAGGAGAGCAGCAGCCUUAGCCGCGCUGAUGUACCGUGCUAUGCUAUACUGAACUCCACUUCGUGAACAACAAGG
This is a messenger RNA of Cercospora beticola, 2313 nucleotides long. The record is from RefSeq and is a predicted model, not a curated record. NCBI's taxonomy places the organism in Eukaryota, Fungi, Ascomycota, Dothideomycetes, Mycosphaerellales, Mycosphaerellaceae.